Messenger RNA from Acaulospora morrowiae, 1010 nucleotides. The record is from the annotation of a GenBank genome assembly. Lineage: Eukaryota; Fungi; Glomeromycota; Glomeromycetes; Diversisporales; Acaulosporaceae.
GAUGCUAGAUCAAAGGAUUUAUGCGUUUGGAUAUAAUGGUUUCGGACAAACCAAUCCUGAGACUCGAGACGUUAUUAUUAGUUCUCCAACCGAUAUUACAGAAAUUACGAAUUGUAAUAAAAUAAUUUGGGCCAAUAUGAAUGUAACUUUAGGUGAAAUGCGAGAUAUUAAUAGUGAAAACAAAAAUCCAUUGAUGUUAUGGGGGUUUAAUCCAAUUUUUAAUGAAAUAAGUUUGCCAAAACCAACCGAAUAUCGAAACGUCAAAAAAUGUUUUGGUGAUGAUGACGGUAUUCAAGGAUUUCUUGACCUUGAUGGAAAUCUUCAUUAUAUAGAUUUAGAUUCGGGUCAAAUUAAUGUAAGCAAUUUCCCCAUGAAAUUUGUUGACAUUGCACAAUUUUGGACUGGCAAAGAUGUUGUGGGUAUUACAAUGGACGGAAAAUUGUUGAAAUGGAAUCUAAGAGAAAACUUGACUGUUGAAGAAAUAAUAAUGCAAUCAAAGUAUGGAUUAGAUGAUUAUUUUUUCACUAAUGUUACAUGUGGUGAAAAUCAUUGUUUGGCGUUAACACAAGAUGGAGAGGUAUUUAGUUGGGGUUCUGGAAGAUAUGGCCAACUAGGUCAUGGGGACAUAUCUUCUUUAGACAAGCCUAAAGUCAUAGAAUUUUUUCAAGGGCUAAAAAUCUCCCAGAUUAUGUGUGGAGGAUGGCAUUCCACGGCGAUUUCCGAUUCAGGAGAUUUGUAUACAUUUGGUUAUAAUCACAUGGGCAGAUUGGGAAUUCCACAGUCAGAAAUGAAUGCAAACCUUGUAAAUUACGCCGAACCCUCAUUAAUAGAAAUUGGCGAUGACACUAACGUCUUGAAAGUCACAUAUGAUUAUCGUCUCUGGACUUGCGGAUGGGGUAAAUACGGACAACAAGGCCAAGCAUUCGGAAAACUAUCGGAUAAAUUUUUCUUUAGCCCUGUGUUGGGAGAUUCGAAUAGUGACGGGAUAAAAAUUAUAGAUUGUUACUGUG